Molecule: messenger RNA, 2578 nt
Organism: Amoebophrya sp. A25
Lineage: Eukaryota; Dinophyceae; Syndiniales; Amoebophryaceae
Source: the annotation of a GenBank genome assembly
UAUCGAUCCUUUUUUGCCAAGGAAAGAACAUCUCCUUCUCCAAUCAGAUGAACUUAGGUCACGCGCGCCGCGUGCCGAUUUCGGUAUAAUUUGUCAUAUUUUCAAAUCAACAUCCACGUCCUUAAACGAUGUUGUUCGAUCUCCCAAGAGCACUAAGGCGCUUCGAAGAGCGGUGGCAGGAGUGGAAGGCCAGCGAAAAUGAGGACCCGGAGGAAUAUGAACGCUUGAUCGAAGAUCGAGCUGAUUUGGAAAGGUACUUCUACUUCGUGUUGCUAAAAAUUAAAAUGACUAGAAGUAAAAUUAAAUGCUUGUUGUUCAGGUUUCUUACCACUCUCUUCGAAUACAACGCGUCUUUUUUUCGCAAUUUCGAUCCAGGAAAAAGACCGAUAGUUCUUCAACCAAACUUCUGCAUUCCACCAGGCAUCUCCUCCGAUGGGGGCAAGUGCAGCGAAGGCGCCAGUUGGGGAAGACCCAAGCAGGGGAGCUACAAGCUCUUCAAAAGCUUGCAUUGGUACCAAAAACCAUUGGUGCCCCACAUAAACAUCCAUUUAUGCAUCUGGAGACACCAAUGGCAUGCUUCCGCUCAGGCAGAACCAACCCGAACGCACCGGGAAAGCCGGUUAUCCGCUUGGGGGAGACGGAUUGGUAGUAAAUGACCGUGCUAGAAGAUAUCAAUAUCAUCAUGAACCCCAUUACGUCGAACGACCUUCUUGCUUUCCGUACUUCAAGCAUACGCUUCAGCUCGUGAAAUGAUCAGUGUCAUUCAUCAAACUCCGUCUUAAACACAGGUAUUCUGAAUAUCUCCUUCGCAAGCGCUAUGGUGAUGAGUUGGUCGUAGAAGAAGCCGAGGACGAGGAUGACCCUGACCUACAGGAAAACAAUUUUGUGGACGCUUCUAGCCCAGCACGUAGUCCUGGUAGGAAGAACAUGCAGCCUAGAGGUGGCGGUGGUUGUGUCCAUAUCGGGACCAAUCACAUGUAUGCUAGUGGCGUGCAGAACAAAGCGUCGCAUCUACAGCCGUUGUACGGUAAGCUCUUGGAACAACAUGCGGACGCAAUAGGGUGGAACAAGGAGAAUUACAGUGCAGAACAACCUUCUAGUGGUUCUUUAACACGUAGUAGAAGACCUGGCGAAGUUAGUGGUGGUGGUGAGUUCUACUCCUACGAAGGUGAAGAGGAUUUCGUUGACGGCGGGACUUCUUCAGUUGAGGGUGCGCGUAGUAGUGCUGCGUCUAUGAGCAGAUCCAAUUGCGAUAGGAGUCGAACGAAUUAUGACUCUCUAGCGUUAGCACACGAGCUCUUUCACCAGACUUCAUCUAGUCGGCCAAACUCCGCGCCUGCCUCUUCAGCAGCCUCAACAGUGGGUGGCCCGAAGCGACCACGAACAAACGUUUCAGGGAACGUUGUGCUCACUGUCACGAACGUGCAAGCAAGCGGUCGUGGCUCCGGGUCGUCGAGAAUAGCUGGUCGUGGUGGAAAACAGACGAUGAAGAACCAGAUGACAACCGGACCAGGAAAUCAAGGACAACCUCCUAGUCAGAAGUCUUUCUCCUCCGGUGCUAAGACAGCGUCUUCGAAGCAGGCUGCGAAGCGUGUGUGCGUAGAGUCUCCGAUUUUUACUGAGGAGUCUUUACCGGGACGGCGAAAUUACGAAAGGAAGUAUUUUCUGCGAGUCGAAUCCACGGCGACGCCUUCACCUAGCAAGAAACGAAUUCCAACCGACGCUGAGGGACCUUAUCGGCGGCUACUUGUCGGGAGAGAACCACAAGAAAGAUGGCAAGAAGAACUCAUGGGGGUCGAGAAUGGUGGUAAUGGUGGUAGUAGUAAAAUGCUAUCUGGUUCUGGUUGUAGCCGGUCUGCUGGAGUAAUUCGUGGCGAUCCUCGGAACCAAUUGUGGCGCGAGGGUUACUACGGAGCCGAUGAGUUCAGUGGGAAUUACUUUGGGAGAGUUGAGACAGAGGCUGGUCAGCGUCUUCCGCCAGGGGAAGGAGCUGGAUCAAACGAUCCUUUAGCGGGCCUUCCGAUAUCUGCAGCCGCAAGCAAAGUGGUUUUAAGUCGAGUAAAGGAACGACUGACUGAUAGUCAAGCGCAUUCGGUUAGAGAAGCGAAACCGACAUUGUAUUUUGCACAGAAAAAAAAAAGGUAGCACAACAUUUGGUGAUGAUAAAUAUUCCCAUUUCUGAUCAUGAUUCAUGAUUCGGUCCUCCUCCUCUCGUAGGUAACUACUUCUAUCGAUUCCUAUUCCUAUGUAUUUGAUUACCGUACUCCCAGCAUCCACUGAUUCUGAUGGCAGUCAGUUGAAGUCUAUUCAGCAUGUCGAUCUUUAUUUCAUUUGUUCCUUUUCAUGGCUAUGCACAGGCGUAAAGCUUAGCAUUCCUAUUCGGUGGCAACGUAAUCGAUAACGAUAUGCAUUGCGAUGUAAUAGAGGUAACCACGACGAGCCCGACACGACAAUACAUGCUUCUUCUGCAUAAGUACUAAUGACGAGUACAUACCUACUGACUGUUACUAUGUUCAUCCUGUUCGCAAAAAAAAAACAACUUCGAAGUCAGCAAUCGCAAGAAAAUGAGUUCUUUUAU